AAACCUACACAUAUAUUUUGUUUUCAAACUCCACUGAAGUGUAUUUCUCACUCGGUGAGCGGGCCUGUGAAGCUGUGUGCUCUGGGUGUUGGGGUGGGGAACCUGCAUCGUUUGCACGCCGGGGUUCUUCCGCUCUGUUUGUGGUGGCGCGGUGGUGGACGGAGGAACCUGCUGUGUCAGAAGGCGCCUCGGAAGAAAAUUCACCCGUCAACCUAAAAACGUACAAACGAUGCAGAAUGGACGAGUAGCCCUUUAGAAACCGUCACACAGGAGAAAUGUUUCUGUUUGUAAAAAUUCAGCUCAGCACUUUCCUUCUUUACGAGAGCAAAAACUAAAAACCCACCCAGCAAUAUGCACUAGGAAGUAGUGCCUUUUUGGAGGCCGACGCACAACGUGGGUUUAGGUAUCUCUGCAGUGGACAGGAAAUGCAAACCACCAUCAUCUGCUGCAGACAGCCUUGCUGUGGCGUGGUGUGAAGUUCAUGUAGAAGGGAAGGAAACGCAGAGAGGGGACACUGAGAAGUAAAAGUAUGAUUUCAUAUGAUAUGUGUACAUAUUAGGCUCCAACUUCGAGAAGCCUUUUUGCCGAGCCGGAUGCAAGGAUGAGGCAAACUCUGCUCUGCAUGCUGGGAUUUUUCUGUAUCAAAGCAACCCUGACGGCAGACAGGAUAACGAUACUAGCAGAGGCUCCUCACAGGGUUUCAGUGAUUCUCCAUCCCAGCUGGCCUCAGAUCUACAGAGAAGAGACGGUCAUCUUGAGAUGUCACAUCCAGGAAGCUGCAGGAGCUCAGUGGACGUAUGAAUGGAGGACAACCAAUAGAAAGUCUCUAAUCCGGUCUGAAUACAUGAACAUCUCAGCUACUGAGGCUCACCGUGGAGAGUACAGCUGCAGAGGGAGAGGAGAAGGCUUGACGCCAUGGAGUAAUGCGAUUAAACUAACUGUGUCACCCAAACCUCAGCCUGUCCUCUCUGUGUCUCCAUCAUGGCCGAAUCCUGGAGCCUCAGUGACUCUGAGCUGUGAGGGUUUGGAGCUUCAAUCAGCAGGAUGGAGGUUCUUCUGGUAUAAAGCUGUUCCUGAUCUGUCCAGCCGCUACAGCUACAAGCUGCUUCCUGGCAGCACCAAUGGGACCAAACAGAACUCUUUCACCAUUAAUGGAUCGACUCAAACAGCUGGAUUUGUGUGCAGAGGAGGAAGAGGAGAACCAAAGUUUUACACCUAUUACAGCGAACCAACGUUUGUCUGGUCUGGAGAUCCUGGUCCAGCAGCUUCUCUCUCAGUGAAUCCUGACAGAGUUCAACACUUCAGCUCUGACUCUGUGUCUCUGAGCUGUGAGGGAAACUUUACUGAGUGGAGAGUGAGGAGGUUCACAGAAACAGGACGACUGUCAGACUGUUUCUACUGGGGGACAAUGACUGGAUCUACAUGCACCAUUAACCAAAAUAGUUUUCAUAGUGGAGUGUACUGGUGUGAGUCUCGAUCUGGAGAGACUAGCAACGCCAUCAACAUCACUGUACAGGAUGAUUUUUCUGCUCCUCUCCUGGUGAGCCCUGUUCAUCCUGUGACUGAGGGAGAUCCUGUGACUCUGAGCUGCAGACAGAAAAAUGAAAAACUUCUCUCUGGAGUGUUUUUCAAUCACAAUGAUAAACUCCUUUAUGAUGGCAGCAGAGGGGAGCUGAAUAUCUCUGCAGUGUCAAAGUCAGAUGAAGGUUUCUACAAAUGUCAACAUUCAGGAAAAGAGUCACCAAGGAGCUGGAUGUCUGUUAGAGAAGCCGUGUCCAGGCCUGUCGGCUCUUUGCUUCUAGUGCUGCUGAUCGUUGGACCGGUCAGUGGAAUCAUUCUCCUGCUCUCGUUGUGCUGCUGCAUCAGACUGUUUCUGGCAGGGAGGCGCAGUCAGAGCUCCACCGUCAGCCACGCAGCAAAACAAGACGGAUGUCAGGUUUACAAUUCUCUGCGGCAGGGUGACGCGUCUCUUUAUGAACAAAUCGAAACCUGCAAAGCCGCUGAAAAUGGACGGCCUCGUCAUCCGGAGGAAGAUUGUGUUUACGUCAAUGUGAAACCAGUGGUUUCCUGUGAAGAUAAAAACUAUCAACCAGAACAGAGGAAAGAACAGAAAAGGAAGGUGGAGUCCAGGCGGUAAUGGAUGCUCCGGGUUUUUUUUCCACGAUCAGGAGCAGCUGCCACGCAGGAUGCAGGCUUGUUUGUACUACAACAGUUAAAUUAACCAGAUUUCUAAAAUGUGGAAAGUUAAAACGCAUUCAUCACUGUUUGUGAUGCUUAGUGUAGUUCUGCUAGUUUAAUAUGCUAAUGAUUUAUUGUUUUCAUAUAAGUUAAGGAGCUACAACAGAAUCUUUGCAGGAUUCCAGUGAAAGUUAUAAACUAUGUUUUUUAUUUGUUUGUUGAUUUUGCUGAAUUUGCAAUAAAUUCAAGAUUGUAAGCUUUUAGUGUAGUGCAAUUGUAUUUGGAGCCAAUGUGUCAAAGCGUAUUAUGUGUUAUGUAGUGUGUAAAACAUCACUGAGAAUAAAAUGUUUAUACCACAAGAGAUUGUAGCAAGUCACUGAGUUACAUCUACUCGAUUACUUUUACUUGAGUAAUAUUAUGAUGAUGUAUUACAAGAACAGAAAUAU
Molecule: messenger RNA, 2624 nt
Organism: Poeciliopsis prolifica (blackstripe livebearer)
Lineage: Eukaryota; Metazoa; Chordata; Actinopteri; Cyprinodontiformes; Poeciliidae
Product: sialoadhesin-like
Exons: 12
Coding region: 602-2137 (511 amino acids)
Biological process (GO): cell surface receptor signaling pathway
Molecular function (GO): transmembrane signaling receptor activity
Source: RefSeq, a predicted model, not a curated record